This is a messenger RNA of Plodia interpunctella (Indianmeal moth), 4113 nucleotides long. RefSeq names its product NF-kappa-B inhibitor cactus-like (gene cact). NCBI's taxonomy places the organism in Eukaryota, Metazoa, Arthropoda, Insecta, Lepidoptera, Pyralidae. Gene Ontology annotation, biological process: cellular response to tumor necrosis factor. Gene Ontology annotation, cellular component: cytosol. The record is from RefSeq and is a predicted model, not a curated record. The transcript is spliced from 5 exons. The coding region runs from base 263 to 1213 and encodes 316 amino acids. Gene Ontology annotation, molecular function: NF-kappaB binding.
AUAAUUUUAUUUUAGUAGUUUAGUUAGUCUGUGGCGUUCAUUGUAUGUGUUCGGUUGUUGUGUGAGGCUUGUCUAGUCCGCUCUUACGUAUUAUUUUAUUACUUUAUUUUAACAAUCGUGUAUUCGUUGAUCUUUUAUAAAAUUGGUUAAUGCCUACUUCAGACAUUUGACCAAACAAUGAAUCCGUGCUGAUACUUUACUAUCCCUAACAACUUUUUAGUUUCGUGCGUAAGUGGUACCUUAGUGUAGUGUUACAUACAAAAUGAGUGCCAAGAAAGGAUACGACACAAAACUUCCGGAGGAUGAAAACACAGACUCUGGGUUCCUGUCCGGGGAACAGCUGUUUUCUGGCGAAUUAGAAAGUGGAUCAAAUCUAGACAGUGAUAGUAAAAAUUUGCAUAGUGACACCGUUGAUGUGAAUACAGAUAGUGGUGUUGUGUGUAUAUCAGAAAAUUUAUCGUUACUGGAUUUGGAUACGCCUACAGAACAGCCACGGCGGGAAGAGCCAAAGAAUGCAGAUAUAGCUAUACUGAAUGUGUUAUUCCAACAGGAUGAGGAUGGGGAUUCACAAUUGCACAUAGCAGCGGUCCACGGCUGUCAAAAAUCAGUCAGCACACUCAUCAACCUCUGCCCGGAUAAAUCAUGGCUGGAUAUGCCGAAUGAAUAUGGUCAUACGCCCCUUCACCUUGCUGCUAUGAGUGGUCAUGAAGUAAUAACAAGAAUGUUGGUCGUAGCCGGGGCUUCAAUAGCGGCCAGAGAUAGAAGAGGACAAACGCCAAUACACGUUGCCACAGAAAUGAGCCAAGUGGAAUGCCUGAAGGCACUUCUCGCUCCAGUAAAAGAACAUCCCACGAGGAAGAUGUCUUCGAUACUAAAUCAGAAGAAUUAUAAUGGACAAACGUGCGUGCACACAGCGGCAAAUACAGGUCAUAUCAAGACGUUACAGACGCUCGUCUAUUACGGCGCUGAUAUAAACAUGAGAGAGGGUUUAGCCGGUUCGACAGCGUUGCACAUCGCGGCGCGGCGCGGCGACGUGCCGCUGGCGCAGUACCUGCUGGCGCAGUGCCCGGGCGUGGAGCGCGGCGCGCGCGACUGGGCGGGCCGCUCGCCGCGUCGCCUCGCGCGCCGCGCCGGCGCCGCGCGCGCCUUCGCUGCCUUGUCCAGCGACAGCGACUCGGACUCCGACGACGAUGAUGAUGUAAGCACAACUUGAUUCACAGGCAUAUGACAGCGACAAUGAGAGCUUAUUCGAGAAACUCCGCGACAAUCUGAACCCAAUCAACGUCGCUUGAAUCACGCCAAUAACAAAGUACGUCCUUCUUGGAAUCUUCGCAAAUGGGAAGUAUAUUUAUUUCUUUGAAUUAUGACAAAAGUAGCAUUUCAUGCCACAAAACUAAACUAAAACUUUUGUAGGCGACAAAAGGCGUCGUUUACUUUUUAUAUUUAUAAAUAGAUGAAUGGUUUAUACGCGAAAAACUUCAAAUGUGCUAAUAGACCAUAUGUGUUGAUUAUGUUCAUAAGACUGCGAAGAUAAAAGAACAAUAUUUUACUGACAUUAGUCUUACCAACUUGGCAAACGAUUUUAGAAACAGGGCUAUAAAAUAUUUAAAAUUUUUAUUAACUAUAUAAAAUAUUUAUGAAAUAUUCAUGACUUUAAGUUGUGGCAGAAUGAUUUUAAUAUACUUAUGUAUAUAUUGUAAAUGCGCCUGGCGUGUGCUGUUCACACGCUUGGCGUGUUUUCAACCGAAGGUGUUUGUGCGUAAAUAAAUCUGUAGUACUUAUUUGAUUAUAUUACUAUAAUUUUUUGCUGAGUUGCCAAAUAAAAACAAUGCAUUAUGAAGUGCGCAGUAAAACGUUGUAAUGUAAAGAUAAACAAUAAAGUCGAUAAGGAAAUAAUAAUUGUAGCACAUUUAAUGUACAUUAAUAUGUCAUUGUUGUUUGUUAUACGAAGACGGGUCUUUAAAAUAAUAAUUUAUGAAGUUUCCUUAAUUUUAUUCAAUGUAUUAGUGACUAUUUACAUACAUACAUACUCAUUAUUUUGUAAAAAUACAUUUAUGUAAAUCUGGUAAAAGUAUGAUUGGAAAAUUAUUUCACUAGUUUCAUUUUACGAAUAAUAUUGUUAAAACUUAUUCACAAUAGCUUUUUUUUUCUCGACAUUAAAGUUAAAAAUAUCGCUUGACGAUUCCUCUUUCAACUGACGUCAAUAUAAAUACAAGUUUGCUCCGUUGAUAUGGAAGUAAAAGUAUGAAAAAAUUAGACGUAUAUUAUUACAAAAAAAAAGUGUUAUUAAUUUCAUACCGCAUAAGUUUGAUUGUGAAUGGUUAAAUAAAAAAUGACCGACCACAAAUUAUCUGAGUGGUCAAGCCAAGGUCUCUCUGCUCUUCUGAUAAGAUUGAAGUCACUUGCAGAGUUUGUUUGCAUGGGACUAAUUGAUAGCCCCCCACUACCAUGAAACGUAAAACACGUACGUACGUCAUUGCGUUCAACACGUUCUCUCUUUUUACAUGCUGCUUACACAAUAUGGGAAAAAGAGACAGCAUUUGGACAUUAGUAACAUAAUACGUGUUUUGUUUCGUGGUAGGCCUUCUGAGCGUUAACUCAUCUCUGAUAAGGUACACGCAACGGCAUAUCAAGUUCCCCUGCAUGGUAAUAGAGGCGAAUUUACAAUUUGGUAGCUUGAUGUGCGGUUGAUUGUAAAUGUCGAUGCAAAUUAAGGUGGAUUUAUAUGGAUAAGGUGGGUUUUGUGUCGUGUCAUGACGUGAUGUUGAAGGAGGUCGCUUGUAUGCGUGUAAUAGUAUCUCCAUACAAGCGAUACAAUUUCGUCGCGUCACGUGACAACAAGCCAGACAAAUAUAAACUUAGCUUAACUGACUUGAAACUCGUGAUACUGAUUUACUUUACUUUUUAUAAAGUAGAUGGUUCAUUAAACAGUAAAGAUUUCGAAGGUUAUAGAAUAUUCGAAGAAGGCUAUCCUCGAAUCCAAUUAUUUAUUUUUAAGGGCUUCACCGCAUUGCGCUGUUUUAAAACUGCUAUUUUUUUCGUAAAUAAAUGCGAAGAAAAAACGCACCGAUUAAAAAUCUGUGAUUUGACGCAAACAUUUCACAUUCAAUUAUGUAUCGUAUUUCAUGACGUUAAAGUUCAAUUUGCAUCAAACCAAUGUAGCGUCAAAAUCAGUUUGAUGCAAAUUGAACCAUAAGUCCAAAGACUACGAUAUAAAAUAGAAUGCGCGGAACAGUGCGUAUAGGCCCACUGUCUUGUUCUGACUUUCACUCGAAAGUAGCAAUUAAGACGUGUACUUAGUUAAAAAUUAAAUAAUUGGAUAAUUUGUUAUUGUUAGUUGUCAGAUAAAAAUAAUAAAAAACGAUUAUUUUGUAAGUUGUGAUCUUUUUGUGAACCUUAUUUAAAGAGCUUAAGGUUGAUUUUGUAUUGAUGAUAAAACUACUUGUAAGCUUGAGCUUUGUGAAAGAGGGACCCGAAAAUUGGAUACACACAAGUUUUUCCUAGUUUCUUUAUAUUUAACCAUAAUUUAAUGUGUGGUCAGACAAUGUCAGUUGGUAGAUAUAUCAAGACAAAAAAUGCAAUUAUAAGUAUUAUACUUACUAUUAAAACUAGUAAUAAAUUCUUCAUAUUGGUUGAAUUUGACCGACCGAUAGGAAGAGAUGCAAUUAUACAAAAGAAAGAGCAGCAGGACGGCUUUCCUUUUCUGUUAAAUACGUGCAUCUCUUUCUGUUGGUCGGUUGGAUCCAACGGAAUUGAGGCGUCCAUUACUAGUCUUACACCUUAAUUGAGUGCCAUCUAAAUAUUUUUUUCAGAUUAAAAACAAUACGUUUAUGGUGAUGUGUUCAUUCGAUUGUGAUUUCGACUUGAUAUAAAUGUCCAGCUGACUGUAUUUAUCGAUAUGUUUUAUGUAUCUUGUGUUCUAAGGUGAUGUAGUGCAAUGGACAAGGAGUACUUGAUAUAAUUAACGAAAUUUUAUAUAGGUACUUAUUUACUUUGUAUAUGUAUUUGAUAGUUUAUUUAUUAGACAUAAAGUGUAAUAUUAUUAGAUUUGUCAUAUUAUUAUUGUAUGUAUUGUUUUGUUAGAUUUAAUAAACUCAUUUAACAUUAUUUAAA